AUGAAGCGUCUCGAAUGUCCCCUGUGCGACUUCACCAUUCUUUCAAAAGAUGGCUAUUUCCUUCAGUUGCAUUUCGAGCAAGCCCAUACCACUGACUCCCCCUUCAUUAUUGAAGAUGAUCCGGAGCCGUUGCGACCUUCAUUACCACCCAUGCCUGCAUCGACGGGCAGCAACGACGAGCAGACGCCUUCCUAUUCCGACUCGAGCGAUUCUGAUUCUGACUCGGACUCGGACUCUAAUGUGUCUGACCAAGAAGAAGGAGCCAUCAAAAGUCCCACCACUGAUUCUUACGAGCUUGUUUCUCCUUCUGACCCCGACGAUCAUAUCGACUAUCGCCGCGUAGAGACUUUAUCAUUGGACAAGACUACCCCAAAAUAUCAUUCUAAACGUUCAUCCGCUACUAUGCACAGCUCAUCUUCGACCCAUCGCUCACAUAGGCGCCGUGCUACGAGCACACCUGUCGAGCAUAAUGCGAAAAACGACACGCGCGCUGCCUCGAAGAGGACCGACGGUCACAGCCGCAGAUCAACCAAGCAUGGUCCUCGACGCAGGCGGAAUACAAAUGACAGUGAUAAAACUACCAUUAGCAGAAGUAUCCUGGGCUUUAGCCCUUUCACAAAGUCCCAUAAGAAUGCCAAGCCACCAUCUAAGAACGCCCGUCUUGACAAAUCUGACCUAGGCGAAUAUGCUUUUGAAGAGCGCAUGCCAGAAUGGCUCCACAGGCAGCUUAGUGCCGGCCCCGAGAUCACCAUGGUCAACCGCAUUGGACGGGACGGUCGCCUCAUCAAACAUGAGCAGGUGCAGAAUGAGACGCCAGGCAUUAUACCUAUUCUUGCACAACUAUCCGCUUUAGACCGCACGGUACAGCAGGCAUAUUAUUGUCACCCUUCUACCAUUCACAUUGGAAAAACACCUCACGAAGGUGGUUUCUGUGGCUACCGCAACAUUCAUAUGCUUCUCUCCUACAUUCAGGGCGCAAAGGCACAGGGUCACGAAGAAUUUCCUGGUCGAUUACCAACUAUCUUGAAGUUGCAAGACCUCAUAGAGGAAGCCUGGGAUAACGGGAUCAACUCGAUCGGUCGUGUCCAGACUGGUGGCAUUCGCAACACAAGAAAGUAUAUUGGUACUCCAGAGGCGCAAGCAUUUUUCCUCAACGCAGAGAUCAAUUGCGCCGUAGAAGUAUUCUUCACCACAGAAGAUCGCAAGACCGUGGCUCACAGAACACUUCUUGCCGCUGUAGAGCGAUAUUUUGCCCAGGCAGCUACUGACGAUGGCUCCACUGUAUGCAAGACCCUACUACCGCCUAUCUACCUCCAGCAACCUGGCCACUCCCUUACAAUUGUGGGAUUCGAGCGCCACUAUGACGGCACUUGCCACCUAGUCGUCUUUGAUCCCAUGUACCAUACCACUCCUGCCAUGCAUAAGUUGCUUGGACGAAAGAACAUCAAAACCGCUCGGCCCGAAGUUCUCCAUACAUACCGACGCGGCUCCCGCAAACUUAAGAGGUUCAAGGCUUUCGAAAUCUUGAUGCUCACAGCGACACCACCUUUGUUCCCCGCUUGGGAUGUUCUUCGCCAAUUUCCUGACUGUCGCUUUGUAUACGUCUUUUUUCGUGCUCGCAGCCUUGGAUACGAUGUCUACCCUGAGGAUCAUUUUCUCCCGACCUUUCCGUGGCAACAGUACGGUGGACUUUGGUCUUGCGACGAUGCUCGCUUCGCCAGAGCAGAGCCUAUGAAUGCUCUCACUUCUCAAGCUCUACGACGUAUCACAGGCAUAGGAAGUUCCGUUGAUUCUAGCAAUGGCAGCAGUCCUAGAAGCGCCACUAGCUUCUUUACCUGCAGUUCUUCUCCACAUAUGCUGGCCACUGAGUACGAUGGCCUUCCAUCAUGGGGUCUGGCACUCGACGGCACUGCGAACAAUUUUACCAGCUCAUCGCAGCCUACCGGAAGUGGUGCAGUGUUCAACAUAGGAUCUGUCAGCACAGUUUUACCCCAGCCAACGGUUGUGAAACCAUACCUCUCACUCUUGACCGAGGUCGGUAGAAGAUACCCAGGCUUUCCCACCCCCCUUUCCCCUACCACAAGCGCAAAGGAUCUAUUCCCCUCUCCAACUUCCAACCCCAGCAUCACAUCCGGAACCCCCCGUAUCCCCAGCUCCGCCAUAACCCCCGCCACCCCCAUGAGCAUCGACGGCUCCUCAAUGUGCGGUCCCUCCCACCGUUGCGAAUCCCACAGCUACGCCCACUACACCCCCCACCUCGACUCCAUCGACCGCAUCCUCAAAAACCAAGUCCGUAACCCCCCUCGCACUCCAUCCGCUUCCCACCGCAACACUGCGAGUCCCUCACUAAGCCCCUCACACUACCCAUCCCCCCGCACAGUCAUGCUCAACAACAACAUCACCACUGACGCCCCACCCCUCCACCUCCCCCGAUCCAUUCCCAUAGCCAACGGCACAGAAUUCGAAUCCCCAUCUCCCCUCUCCCCCUCAGGGACCCGCUUAUCAUACACUUCCAACCGCAACGUCUCAUCCGGUCUCCUUGCCGUACCACCCUUAUCCGAGCACCAAGUCGCCGAGUACCGCUUUUGGCGUCCCUGCGGCAGGCGCAACUGCGGGUUUGGAUGUGGAGGGGGAGAUGUCGGGGAGGUGGCGGCUGCGAAGCGGUUGUUCAGGGAUGUGGAGGAUGUUACUGUUGAGGAGGAAGGGGGGAAGAGGGUGAGGAGUGGAGGUGGUGCGGGUGGAUUUGAGCGCGAUGGCCAGGGGGAGGGAAGGGAACAGGGGGGCAGGUCGAGUGUUUGGGCUGGACGACGGUUGGUUACUGAUUGGAGCAGUUUUUUGAGGGGGUGUGAGAGGGAGGGUGUUGCGCCGUUUUGA
Bipolaris oryzae ATCC 44560 is the source of this 2874-nucleotide messenger RNA. RefSeq lists its product as uncharacterized. The transcript is spliced from 5 exons. The record is from RefSeq and is a predicted model, not a curated record. The coding region runs from base 1 to 2874 and encodes 957 amino acids. Lineage: Eukaryota; Fungi; Ascomycota; Dothideomycetes; Pleosporales; Pleosporaceae.